UGAACGUUACGUGUUCUUAUAUUGUGACGUCAUAAUACAAUACGCUUGUAUUUUAAGGAGGAGAGAAAAAAUCAGAUUGGGAAUUAACAGCUGUAACGAAAAAAAAAACAUUGAAAAAAAUGAAUCAUUGUGAAGAAGAUGAUGACAGUGAUUUGGACACGGAUGAAAUCAAAGGACAAUUGAGAAAUAUGCAAGCCGCUUUGCAAAGACAUUUUGGUCACCACAAGGAUUUGGCAAGAUUGAAAAGUGAUGAUCUUCAUGGAGAGAAGAAAGAGUUUGUUGUCGUCACACCAGAUCUUGUACGAUCUUCACCGAGCGAAACUCUGUUGGCGAUGAGAAAAGAAAUGGAAAUUGAGAGAAAGAGACGAAUUGAAGCGAUGAUGGAUGAAGAGGAUGACGAGGAAUCCAAGUUCGCUGCUGAGGCAAAAAGAGAUGUUAACGAAGAAUUGUUAAAGUUGUUUGCUUUUCAUGAUUCCAAGUAUCAAACAGAGUCGGAAAAGGUGCGUAAAAAGGUUGAAGAUGCCAAGGAUAUAAUGCAUGAAGAACUUCUACGUAGAUACGCGCAAAAGAUGGUUGAUAUUGAAGUGGAACAAGAGAGGAAACGAAAAUUGUCAGAACUCGAUAAACUCGUGAAAGGUGAAGCUGAGAAUCAACUCGAGCUGGCGCAAACAAGCGAAAAUUUAAUCAAAGUUCAAAAUGAUCUCAAGAAUGCUUUCAAAAUUGCAACUAAAAGUAAAGAGAGAAAAGAAAGCAUAACUCAAAAAAUUAGUGAAGACAGGAAAGAGAUUUUUUUACAAGACAUGCGCCGACAGUCUGCGAUUUCUAGAGUAAAGCAAAUGUCCAGCAAGGAACAACAGCAGAGAAUAGCGGAGUUUGAUGAGCACAUGCGCACUAUGAUGAGCGCAGAUACACGUAAACUUUUAGUAAACGUUCAAGAACAAUUGCUUGGUUUAUUUUCAAAACUUAAGAGAGACAAGGAGGUACAGAAAGUGAUAGAGGUGGAUAAAACUAAGUUGAACAAAGCUCGCAUGCAAGAAGAAUUAGUUCGUACUGCAUCCCGUAAGUUGGCUGACCGCGAGGCAAGCGCUGAACGAGCAAGACGUAUUAAAGAACAAAAUAUUGAAAGAAAUGAACGUCAAGAGACCAUUGACAUGUUGCUGGAUGUCCAGAAACAGUUGUUGGAUGCUUGUGGACAUUUGCAGAGUGAAGACCUCAAGUAUAACGCAAAGUUAGUUCAGUUCUUGAAAACGCGACAAAAUCUUCUUAGUGAUAUAAGAAGUCAAACUGGCAUUGACGCUAAAAGGCAAAGCAAAUCAUUGGAACAAGGUCGUAGACUCUCGCUGCUCGGAGACUGGACUGAGUUGCAAAGGAACGAGAAAAAACUCUCGAUUAUUGGAGAACAGUUUGAUUAUAAAAUGAGCAGUCAAAUAUAAAUUAAAACUUCAAUAUCAAAGAAAACGUUAAUAAUUAUGGUACAAAUGGAUUGUCAAAAACAACUAGAUUUAAAGUAUGCGUUUAAAAUUUCAAAAAUGCAUCAUUUUACAAAAUGGA
This is a messenger RNA of Xenia sp. Carnegie-2017, 1551 nucleotides long. RefSeq names its product trichohyalin-like. Lineage: Eukaryota; Metazoa; Cnidaria; Anthozoa; Malacalcyonacea; Xeniidae. The transcript is spliced from 7 exons. The record is from RefSeq and is a predicted model, not a curated record. The coding region runs from base 120 to 1433 and encodes 437 amino acids.